CACAAUAAAACCGCGCCUCUUAUCACACUACCGAACUCGCACUGUUGCGUGUCUUUACAGCUUGUCCCUAGCAUUACAGAUUUGUUACACAUUAGUCUACUUGGCCUCUCGUACAGUUUGGUUUCUUUACUCGACCCUCUCUACCCACCACCACACAAGGCAAUAAUCCCGCCAGUAUGGUACAUGGUCAUGCCUACGAGCAGUUGGAUUCAAGCGAUCCAGCCAUCCCAGCACAUCCUCCCAACUACGCGGAUCUAGAGGCAAAUACCCAACAGGCACAACCCACUCACGCCACCCCUAAUCCCCAGCAUGACGACGACGAUGAUGAUCGGUUUGAUAUCAAUCACAAUCCAAACCACGUUCACUUUGAACAGUUCGAAAUAGGCGACGACGAUGACGAGCAACCCCGGGACGGAUUCCUUAAACGAGCCUCAUUACUAACCAAGAAGUUUGCCACCAAACUCAACAAUAACAUCAUAUAUCCCAUCAACCAAAUGGUGGAUCCCAUGUAUGAGGCAUAUAAACAUUUCCAUAUGCUUUAUGAACAGUCCAUCUUAAAAAUCGGCAAUCCCCUUGUCGUGAAGAGAUUGUUCUAUGUGUUUUUCAUAACCAUUAUCGUUUUCUUCAUAACGCGGUAUGAUACCAAUGAUGGUGUAAAUGGCUCUAGUGGUGGCACUUUCAGCUCGGGCAAGUUUUACGAUCUCGACAAGUUGGCGGUCUCCAUCAAAGAAUAUAUCGACCCUAAACUCAUGCAAGAGAACUUGGAAUACUUCUCACUAAUGCCCCACAUAACAGGUUCCAAAGGUGACCUCACUUUGGCAAGAUUCAUACAACAGUAUAUGGAUAAUAAUGGGGUCAAAAUUAUAGAUUUUAAUGAGUUGCAAAGCAACCUAAACUACCCAUCCAACAACAACAAAGACACAUAUCUUAAAUUAUCCGAUGGAUCAUUCAGUGCCACAUUAUUCGAGUCCAAUAACCAAGAUAUGGAAUUUCUUUCGUUCAAUCCAAAUGCGUUGAACACAAAGAAUGAAAUUGAACAGUAUUAUGUUUACGGCAACUUCGGAUCCCCCGAAGAUUUUCAAAAGUUGAAAGAAAACAACAUCGAACUCGAAGACUGCAUUUUGCUCAUCAAAUAUGGUGGGAAUACCAUUCCAGAAGCUAAUAAAUUGCAACUUGCUCAGUCGUUUGGGGUUAAAGCCAUAGUGUUCAUUUCGCCAGAUUAUAAUGUGGGAGGAAAUGUUAUAGAUGAUGCUAUUCAAAGGAGCAAUGUCGGAUUAACUAGAAGUAGUCCUGGUGAUGUAUUAACUCCUGGCUGGUCCUCGGAUGAUGGGUAUGUAAACAGACUUCCUUGGUACAAGUCUUCUACAACUCCCAAAUUACCUUCAUUGCCAAUUUCAAGUAAAGAUGGAAAUCACUUAAUUUGGACAUUAAAGGAUGGUGUUAAGUUUGAAGAUGGACAUUACUCAGGAAGCGGAAAAUCAGAGGCAAAGAUCAAGAUGAAGAUUACCAACAUACAAAGACCCACUCAUCAAUUAUGGAAUGUCGUUGGUUCGAUCAAGGGAAGAGAGCAAGCAGAGAAAGGUAUCGUCAUAGGAGCUGCUCGUGACUCUGGAUGUUAUGGUACAAUAGGUUCGAAUACAGGUACUGUCGUCUUGUUAGAAAUGAUCAAGAUCUUUACCUCGUUACAACGUCAAUACCAAUGGUCACCUUCCAGAUCUAUCUAUUUUGUCUCCUUUGAUGCUACAGAAUACAAUUUGGCUGGCCUGGCUGAAUGGAUUGAAAAUAGAAGAGAACUGUUGAAGAGGGAGGGAUAUGCUUACAUUGACUUGAGUGAUGCUAUCUCAGGAGAUGAUCUCAGUGUAAAAUCGCAUCCAUUCUUGAAUGAGGUUAUAAAGAAUUGUCUUAGAAAGGUUAAGAUCAAUGAUGACUCAAGUUUGUAUGACUUGUACAAGAAGUCUAACAAGAACAGUGAUGAAAUCUCCAACAACAUGAUAGAAAUGAAGAAUUACCUUCCAUUUAUUAAUUUAGUCAAUAUGCCAUCAAUGGAGAUUAAAUUCACAGGCAAGAAAUAUCCAAGAAACUCUUGUUAUGAUAAUUUCAAUAAUUUUGAAAAAUCCAAGGUUGACCCAUCUAUGGAGAAGCAUUCCCAACUUGUUGAGUUUUUAUCGUUACUCACUCUACACUUGGCCGAUGACCCAAUCAUUCCUUACAAUUUCGAAGAUCUCACCAAAAAAUUGACCAUGUUCACUGCAGACUUGGAACGUCACAGUAUCGAUAUCAAGAACUCUUUGAACUCGGAUAAACCAGCAAUUGAUGUUGGACAAUUGAGGAAGUCGAUAGAAGAAUUUGGGCGGAUAACGUCGCCAUUCAAGGAAUGGGUAAAUGGGUGGAAGGAUUAUAUAACAGAAUCCGCUGAGAUCGAACCUUCCAUCUUUGCCAUGAACAGAUGGAAAUGGCAUGACAACAUGUUACAAUUCAACCAAGCCUUCCUCGCUCAUAAUAUGCAGCAACAAAGACCAGGAUUUAUGAACUUAUUGAUGGGUACACCCUUUUCUGCGCCUGAAAAUUCUGAUGACCGUUAUGAGUGGAACUCUUUUCCUUCAAUCAGAGACAAUUUAAUCAAUGGAGACUUUCAAAAAGCACAACAAGAAAUUUUGGAAUUGUCGGCCAUUAUUAUUCGCGCUGGAAAUGACUUCGUGGAAUUUUGAUUAUCAUCCUGAGGAUUUUCGGGUUUUAUCUGUAGGGAAAGCAGAUAAGCAGUAUAGUUUGCAUGGUGAAUUGUCCAUGGAUAUAGAUAAUUCAUAUAGUAAGUAAUAUUAAACCAAAUCGGUUG
Molecule: messenger RNA, 2833 nt
Organism: Suhomyces tanzawaensis NRRL Y-17324
Lineage: Eukaryota; Fungi; Ascomycota; Pichiomycetes; Serinales; Debaryomycetaceae
Product: putative zinc metalloprotease
Exons: 1
Coding region: 177-2708 (843 amino acids)
Molecular function (GO): carboxypeptidase activity
Source: RefSeq, a predicted model, not a curated record